AUUUAUAUAAAAAACCUGCGUAAGUGUGCAAGUCACAUGACUCAAUUGUUGGUGCUAGCAUUCAGUCUACGAUAGCUUCUUUAUUGACGUAACAACCAAGCUACUGAAAAUGCUGGUCUUUGUUUUUUUGUGUUGCUUACCGUUUUUGGUUGCAGGAGAAGAAUGCAAAGCUUAUAAAGGUACCUCGCAACUCGAAUUAAUUGUAAAUUCUCACAAGGAUUGUUUUGAACGAUGCAAAUCCAAUCCCAAGUGUAUUCAAUACGAUUAUAGUCCGCCCUCAAACUGCAUGAACUUCAUAAUAAAUUCAGAUGUAAUAGACCCUCCUACCAGCAAUUAUGGCUUUGUCUUCUGCAACUGUUCACUUGGGUGUACAACUAUGGAUGCCGCGACGUACUUGAUGGUUAUAGCUCAAUCACCCGAGUUAAGUAUAAAUUAUUCUCCUUAUUAUACAUACAAGCAUAUUCAAACCGCAUUUAAAAAGGCUUUUGAUUGUUACAAAGCUUGUGCGAAUGACGACAGGUGUUUCAUGUACGCCUUUGAUGGAGGAAUCUGUUCAAUUAAUGUACCUACUGGAUCUGUCGUAGACCCAAACGUAAACAAAGCAACAUCAGGUUUCUCCUAUUGCAAAUGUGAUAGGUCUUCGGCAAUUACAACUGUGAACCCUCCUGUUAGUUCGGUUGGUUCCACAACAACAUCCGGUGUGCGUUUGUGCUACAAAUGCAAGAACGGCCCAUUUACUUCCAAAUGCCACAAUUGCCCCGCCCCUGAGGAUACUGUAGGCUGGAAAAAUACUAAGCUUGUCAAGUGCACUGGGCCUUGUGUGAAAACAACAUCUCUAACAACUUUAAGAGAAGAGCUUGAACGCAGUUGUUCAGACGGAAAGUUCCCAUCAAAUGUUAUUCAAGCUGAUGGAUGUGUGAAUUAUCUUGGAAAAAACACCUGUUUCUGCUCUAAAGACCUUUGUAACUAGACAAGCAUCGUUAUGGACAUCUGGAAAAGAGAUAAAAAAUUAAAAACUAAAAUUUAGGGAAAAAAAGAAUAAACCCAUUUUAGAAAAUAAUAAACGACCUAUGUAUAAAAUUCAAAUUAGGAAACAAGAAUUUGUAUCAAAUAUUUU
This is a messenger RNA of Physella acuta, 1117 nucleotides long. RefSeq lists its product as uncharacterized. The record is from RefSeq and is a predicted model, not a curated record. NCBI's taxonomy places the organism in Eukaryota, Metazoa, Mollusca, Gastropoda, Physidae.